Messenger RNA from Mercenaria mercenaria, 878 nucleotides. RefSeq lists its product as uncharacterized. The record is from RefSeq and is a predicted model, not a curated record. Gene Ontology annotation, biological process: multicellular organism development; cell differentiation. Gene Ontology annotation, molecular function: protein binding. The coding region runs from base 105 to 830 and encodes 241 amino acids. The transcript is spliced from 4 exons. Lineage: Eukaryota; Metazoa; Mollusca; Bivalvia; Venerida; Veneridae.
CAUCGCAUUUUCGUUAUCUCUUUUACAUGUAAAUAAGUGUUUUCUUUUCUUAUAUAGGACUCCUUAUCUUUGAAUAAGUGGUGUACGUAUACGAUUUCAGAGCUAUGGAGAGACAUGUUUAUUUUGUUCUUCUGCUGGUGGUAACAGUACACCAAGUCAGAGGUAACCAUCACCAUCAUCAUCAUCAUAAUUAUCAUGACUGCCAUGAUCAUGAUUGCGAACUUGUGAAUGCAGCUAUAGAAAAUAUCGGCAUGUACUUUGACAGACAUCUGUGUCAUACUUUCAAAAAGGUGCAGUGUGCGGAUCAUAUUCUACCUGUUGAUGAACAAGUCUGUGCAUCAGACGGACAAACAUACGAUAAUCAUUGUCGUUUCGCAAAAGCUCGAUGUAGAGUGGUACUCCAUGGCACUUACGUAAAUCACAUGCUUACAAACCCCCUUACAAUCGCAAGAUAUGGACCUUGUGUCACGAGUUCCUUCAGUUCUAAGACUUCCACAACACAAUCUACCUCCGGUUCGCCAACGAUGACUGCAAUUACAUCCGGAAGCGGAAGUAUAAGUAAACAGACUUUAGUCCCCACACAGCCAUCUGCAACGACGUCUACAUUAUCAGCCUUCACUACUUCCUCAACAGCGAUGUCUGCACAGAGUAUUCUUGGCUCCGUCUUCUGCCAAUAUAAGGGAUCCGUUGACUGUGGACAAAACCUAAGCGUUGUCUGCGGCUCAGAUGGAAAGUUCUAUCCCAAUAUGUGCGAACUCCUGAAGGAGCAGUGCGUUGAUCCCAUGCUUAGAGAAGACACGGACGUUACGCACUGUAGUCUGUCUCCGUGAAGUUUAUACAUCAUUAUGUAUAUACUGAUAAAUAAAAGUUAAAAUGAU